ACCAUGGCUAUUCCUCACUGGCUCCUCGUGUCCGCACUCUUCCUGCUGCCCCUCUUGGCACAGGUUUCAGCACAGGAACUAGGAUGUUCUGUCAGUAACAACCAACCAAGCGUUCCUGAAAAUCACUGUCCUUAUGUGGUGACUGCCGUCCAUGUGCAGCCGGGUUUCACCCUAACAAUCGAUUCCAACUCCCCCGAUGGCCAAUUCUUCACCAUCCAGGACUCCGAGCUGCAGCUCACACAGUGCGUGGACUAUGAGGUGGACCCCGUGCUGCUGCUGUACCUGAACUGCGAGGGCCCUGCUGCCCAGAGCUAUUCCUUGGAAAUUGUAGUCACCGUUCUGAACGAGAAUGACAACAGCCCCGUGUUUGCACAGCCAAACCUCAGCAGGGAUGUCCCAGAGGAUACAACAGUGGGCACGGCCAUUGUAGCCCGUGAAGAAUUAAGUGCUAGUGAUGCUGACCUGGACACCAUCUACUAUGAACUCACUACCACAGUGCAGGACACAGAUGGUUAUUUUGCCAUAAGAGGAGUUAAUAACCCAGAACUCUAUUUACAAAAAGCAUUGGACUAUGACAAAUUUAAUUCAACAACGUUGCUCUUGUAUGCAAGGGACAGGCCGGCGACCAGCCCCACCAACACCACGCACACGGCCACGGCGACAAUCACCAUCACCAUCCAGCAGAGCGACACCCGGGCACCCUGGUUCCUGCCCUGCACCCAGCUCCACAGUGACCACAGCGUCUGCAUCAGCAGCCCCUACUCCGGCAGGGUCAACAUCUCCGAGAUGUCGACGGAGCCGCUCCUCCUGGAGCCAGGACCCAUCUAUGCUGUUGACCCUGACUACACCAUCAACGACAGGAUCGUGUACAGCAUUGUUGGGGGGAAUACAGACGAAGUGUUCUCAGUGGAUGAAGACACAGGGAAUCUAACCAUGAACAAAGUUGUGACUUCCCCAGAUUCCUUUCUGUUGCAAGUUAUGGCCACCCAGGUCAGCAACGUAAGGAAAUACUCUGUAGCCACUGUAGAGAUCAAGGUCAUCAAUAAAAGCAAUUUUCCACCCUACUUUGAGAAGGGAGUCUACAACGGGACGGUGUUUGUUGGGCUGCCCCAGAGAAGCUUCGUCUACCAAGCUGGAGAUCCUUCCACCCCCCUGGUGAUAACAGCAUUGGAUCAGGAUUUCCCUGAUAAAAUCAACCCCAACAUCGAGUACUAUCUCAAAAACAGCACCGACUUCAUCGCAACCAAGGAUGGGCUUAUCCUGACCAACGUGGUGCUGCAGUCCCCAGGAACUGUGACCAUCCAGGCUGUUGGAAAAGAUGUGUUGAGUCUGCAGGAGGCAAGCACCAUAAUUGUGGUGGAGGUCGUCCCUGCCACAGCUGUAACCCCCUCUGACAAGAUGUACUCUGCUCAAGACAUGGCUAUCUUAGGGGGCGUGUUAGCAGCACUGCUGUUAAUUGCCUUAGUCUUCCUUGGAGUGCUGCUGUGGAAAUCCAGUAAAUGGUAUGGAAAACCUCUCAAAUUCCUGAUGAAGAAAAAGCUCUCCAAGGAAGUAUACACGGGUUACCAGAAUGAAUAUUACCAGGAAGAUGAACAGCCAGAUGUGAGCAGCAAGCAGACAUCAGAAACCAGCAGUGUGCAGGAAGAGACUCCUGUGCCAGCACAGCCAGCACUUGCCUUGCACUCCUCCAGUGCAGAGGAAACAGAGAGUCUCCCAAAAGGCUCCAUACCUUCCACUGUCAUCUUUGGCCAGGAAGAGGAAGAAAAGGAAGAAGAGGCUGGACAGGAGAAAGAAGUGAAAUCAAUCCUCAAAACAGACAGGCACGCGGCAGAUGAUGGCUACAAAGCUGUCUGGUUUAAGACUGACGUGGACCCCGAGGCUGGAGAGAGGGUGGAAGUGAUUGAGGACAAUGCAGCAGAUGAUGAUGAUGAUGAUGAUGAUGAUGAUGAUGACAGUGACCAAGAUCUGCAGAAGAAUGAGCAGGAGGAGGAAGAAGGUUCUGACACAGACAGUCACCACCGAGGGCUGGGAGAGUCCUUUGCCUCAGCGAGCUCGUCACCCCCAACAGCAGAGGUGACAGUCAACAUGGCUCACACAGAUGACACUGAGAUAUAA
This is a messenger RNA of Catharus ustulatus (Swainson's thrush), 2115 nucleotides long. RefSeq names its product cadherin related family member 5 (gene CDHR5). Gene Ontology annotation, biological process: adherens junction organization; multicellular organism development; homophilic cell-cell adhesion. The record is from RefSeq and is a predicted model, not a curated record. Bases 4 to 2115 code for a protein of 703 amino acids. Gene Ontology annotation, molecular function: cadherin binding; calcium ion binding. Gene Ontology annotation, cellular component: membrane; adherens junction; catenin complex. The transcript has 14 exons. NCBI's taxonomy places the organism in Eukaryota, Metazoa, Chordata, Aves, Passeriformes, Turdidae.